Molecule: messenger RNA, 1031 nt
Organism: Brienomyrus brachyistius
Lineage: Eukaryota; Metazoa; Chordata; Actinopteri; Osteoglossiformes; Mormyridae
Product: coiled-coil-helix-coiled-coil-helix domain-containing protein 1-like
Exons: 3
Coding region: 149-514 (121 amino acids)
Biological process (GO): mitochondrial translation
Cellular component (GO): nucleoplasm; mitochondrion; mitochondrial ribosome
Molecular function (GO): RNA binding
Source: RefSeq, a predicted model, not a curated record
ACAGCAAAAAUUCAUAUACGGCAAAAGAUGGCGUCCCACAUGUUUUUCUGGAAGGAAGCGAAGCCACUCAGGCUGUAGGUCAUCGUUCGUUUAUGGUUCAUGACCUGGAUUCUGACAAACAGCAUCUUGUGACGGCUUUGCACUGACCAUGAGCUCGCAGGGGAUUGCACUGCAGCAGAAACUCAGUCGGAUGCUGAGCAAGACCGUGGGAAAACCGGUCCUUAAGCCUAACAAGCCUCUGGCCUUGAAGGAUGAGGUGGCGAAUCGUAAAAUGAAAAAAGGAGAGGCCACGUGCAUUAUGGAGAUGUCCCUGCUGAUGGCGUGCUGGAAGGAGCAUGAGUUCAACGAUGCCUUGUGUUCCAGUGAGGUGCAGGCAUUCUUCAAGUGUGCUGAGAAGGCAGAGGCUGCAAGAAAAGCAAAAGCAGAUGGGACUGUUGGCCAGCACGGAGUCCUGUACCCUAAGCAAGCCAACACAUUACUGAAGCGAUAUCCCAAUCAUUUUAAAGAGAUUUAGGGCUGCCUCAGAUUGGUGCAGUUGUGGUGUGCAUUUUCUUCUUGUAUUUAGCAGCCUUCAGGCAAAAAUGGCAGCAGAAGGUGCGAGAUCUGCAGGCAGAACUGUGACUUGUACAUUGUAAUCUUUAUAUCCUUUGCUAUUUCACAUAAUUCUUCUCCCCAUGACUGUGGCACUGUUUCGAGAGAAUGGACUCUAGCACUAUUAAUGCUGAAGAAGAGGUUAUCAAAGGGUAUUUGUCCAGAUGUCCCUCUUCGGCAGGCUUUGAUGUCUCAAAUAAAGAAGUUUAAACAACAAGCAAAGGCCCACAACCAUCUCCUGUUAUCAGCCUUUCACAAAGGGCAGCUCUGCUGGUGCCACAUUAAAAAAGAGGAAAUUGAAACAUACUAUGGAGGAUUUUUUGUGACAUAUCCUUAAUUAUAUGUGUCAAUUUAUCUUUAAUUGUGUGUCAGACUGUUGUCCGAUAAAUACAUCAAUAAUUAAAUAUGUCAAUAAAUCAUUCAAUCUUUUUAUUGCAAAA